CAAUGUUUCAUCUUCUUUUUGUUGUUACUUUGUUUGUACAUGUACAAAGUGAUCCUCAAAAUAGCUCAAUUGUUGAAUAUCUUCCUGGUUUUGAUGGACCUCUUCCUUUUUAUCUUGAGACUGGAUACAUUGGAGUUGCCAAAUCUGAGGAAGUGCAACUAUUCUAUUACUUUGUUAAAUCAGAAUCCGACCCGAAGAAAGAUCCGAUCUUGCUAUGGAUAUCAGGAGGACCCGGUUGCUCAUCCUUCACAGGAUUGGUGUACGAAGUAGGUCCAUUGGCUUUUGGACAAAAGACAUACAAUGGAAGCCUACCAUUUCUUGUUUCAAGACCAUAUUCAUGGACAAAGUUCACGAGUAUAAUUUUCUUGGACGAGCCUUUAAAUACUGGGUUCUCAUAUGCAACAACUUCAACGGGGCACAACUAUACUGAUCUACAAGCAUGCGGUCAAGUCUAUGAAUUUCUACGAAAGUGGUUCAUUAAUCAUCCAGAAUUCAUCUCGAACCCUUUCUAUGUUUCUGGGGACUCUUAUGCAGGCAUUACAGUUCCAGUUAUGGUUCAACUAAUAUCAAAUGGAAUUGAAGCAGGCAAAGAGCCAUUAAUCAACCUUAAGGGCUAUUCACUUGGAAAUCCAAAAACAUUUCCUGAGGAAGACAAUUACCAAAUUCCUUUUUGUCAUGGUAUGGGGCUAAUAUCCGACGAACUUUAUGAGUCGUUGAAACAGACUUGCAAAGGAGAAUAUCGAAAUAUAAAAUCUACCCAUAAACCAUGUUCAGAAAACUUAAAAAUAUUCAAGGAGCUUGUGAGUGAUCUAUGCGAUGAACAAGUACUAGAGCCUUACUGUGGAACAUACUCUGAAGAACCAAAAUUACGCCAAUCGUCAAGUGAAAGAAGAUUUCUUGAAGAGAAUUUCAUCUUUUUAAACCGUGAUGACUUUAUCUAUCGAAGAAUAAGUCGUGUUGACACACACAAUCUCUCAGUUAAUUGGGCAAAUGACCCAAAAGUUCAAGAGGCUCUCCAUGUUAGGAAGGGAACUAUAAAAAGAACAUGGGCGAGAUGUAGGCAAAGUAUUGGGGAUAAAAGUUACGCAAUUACUUUCAUGAAUAGUAUACCUUACCAUACAAACCUUAGUACAAAAGGUUAUCGAUCACUUAUAUACAGUGGCGAUCAUGACAUGGUUGUUCCUUUUCAAUCGACACAAGCAUGGAUAAAGUAUUUAAAUUAUCCUAUUAUUGAUGAUUGGCGUCCAUGGAUGGUUAAUGAACAAGUUGGAGGUUACACAAGGUCUUACUCUAAUCAUAUGACAUAUGCAACGGUAAAGGGAGGAGGGCACACAGCUCCAGAGGACAGACCUGAAGAGAGUUUUCACAUGUUUAAAAGAUGGAUAUCUCAACAACCUUUGUAAUCUUUUUUAUUUAGUUCA
Molecule: messenger RNA, 1421 nt
Organism: Solanum verrucosum
Lineage: Eukaryota; Viridiplantae; Streptophyta; Magnoliopsida; Solanales; Solanaceae
Product: serine carboxypeptidase-like 11
Exons: 14
Coding region: 3-1403 (466 amino acids)
Biological process (GO): proteolysis; secondary metabolic process
Molecular function (GO): acyltransferase activity, transferring groups other than amino-acyl groups; serine-type carboxypeptidase activity
Source: RefSeq, a predicted model, not a curated record